GUAUGUUUUUCCUGCCUUACGAUGUGCCUGGCUACCUCAGACCUGACCCCGAGGUUAAAGGCUACACCUGCUCCGCCCAUUCCUGGAUAGUACAGAAGCAUAAUGAGGGAAAGACAGACUGUCGAUUAGUGCUUCAAUACAACACAGAGUUUGGAGGUCAUGACAUGAGCGGCUUUGCAAACAACCAGAUGGAUUACAAGGCGGCGAUGGCCCAGUGUCCUGACUUCAACUGUAUUGGUAUGAUCUGCAGCGGCCCCACUGAUUCUCACUAUCUGCCCACCAACUGUUGGAUGAAAUACAACACACACCUCACCAUCACGGGCCAGUCUCCGGUCUCUGUUCAGAAUCUCCACUACUGGUAUACUGAGUGCAACGCUCCAUAGGGCCUAUAGCCUGUUGGUCUUGUGACGCGCAUUGACCAGGUCACCUUGACGUCUGUUUGCAGUGAAAGAGACGAGAUGAUAUAUUAAUCACUUAAAAGUGUGUUCUGUGUCGCUGCACCUGAUUCCACACAACCUAAGUGUGCUAGCAGAAACUUUGUGAUGUAGUAUAGUGCGUACAGCGAGUAUAGUUUAGUUACUCAAUUAAAUGUUACGUUUUCUUUAAAGUCUCACACAGUAGAAAACUAUAUUUUCAAGGAUGGAUUGUAUUAGUCUACCUAGAGAUAGACCUAUACGUAUAAGGUGUCUCGUGAGUUAAGACACAUUGUUCUGGAUGUCGUGAUUCAAGUAAUUCCAAGUGGAAUCUAUACACAUGUAUUUUGUUUCAGUUUGCGAUACACUAACUUGUCCGCCUGCGCGGGCCUCUUUCCCUCCCUCCCACCCACCAUCUCUCCGCCCCGCUCCGUGCCGCCGCCGCAUGACUGGUGCUGCGAGCUAAAUGCUUCCCGCGAUCCCCGUCACUGAUGUGUAUGGCGUGCAGUACACAGUGAAGCCAUUACAGGAGACACUUAGCAUAUGACAAAUUGAAUUCCUGUGUGAAGUAAAUGUAGAGGUAACACAGCAAUACAGUGGUUGACAACUCACCCGCUUCCUGACAACAUCGCGGGCCGAGAUCUUUCAAUACUCCUGCGAACCUCACUACACCACAGCAGUCUGGAAAGCACGCUCUUCUUUUCAAAUGACACCACUCUGUGCUUUGUUCCUUGCACUCUGUGACUGUGUCUGCACUGCUGCACUGGUGCCAGGUGAGGCUUGACACUGUCUUCCGGCCCAUACAUCACAAGUACCGG
Molecule: messenger RNA, 1231 nt
Organism: Portunus trituberculatus (swimming crab)
Lineage: Eukaryota; Metazoa; Arthropoda; Malacostraca; Decapoda; Portunidae
Exons: 3
Coding region: 3-383 (126 amino acids)
Source: RefSeq, a predicted model, not a curated record